AUGCAGCUGCCCCAGCUCGUGGUCCCCCCUCCCAGCCGGGUCCCCCUUGUGUGGAUGCCCGCCGGCUCCAACUUCCUCUGUGUCGAGAUGAAUCGUCCAAUCCAAGUGAAACCAGCAGAUAGCGAAGGCCGGGGAGAAGACAGGAAGCUCUUUGUAGGCAUGUUGGGGAAACAACAAAGUGAGGACGAUGUCCGGCGACUCUUUGAACCCUUCGGACAGAUUGAAGAAUGCACCAUCCUCCGAGGCCCUGAUGGAGCCAGUAAAGGAUGUGCCUUUGUCAAAUACGGAAGCCACGCAGAAGCUCAAGCCGCCAUUAGCACUCUCCAUGGGAGUCAGACCAUGCCGGGUGCAUCCUCCAGCUUAGUUGUGAAGUUUGCCGACACAGACAAGGAACGAACUCUGCGGCGGAUGCAUCAGAUGGCAGGACAGCUGGGCAUCUUUAAUCCCAUGACGAUCCAGUUUGGAGCCUAUGGAGCAUACACACAAGCGAUAAUGCAGCAGCAGGCAGCGCUCAUGGCUGCUGCACAAGGAAGUUGCCUCAACCCCAUGGCAGCCAUCGCAGCAGCACAGAUGCAGCAGAUGGCUGCCUUCAACGUGAGCGGCUUGGUGGCGGCUUCCAUGACACCCUCAUCAGGUACAAGCACACCUCCAGGGAUCAGCGCAGCUCCAGUCCCCAGCAUAGCUACACCCAUUGGGGUCAAUGGGUUUAGCCCUCUCCCACCACAGACUAACGGACAGCCAGCAUCGGAAACCAUUUACACCAAUGGGAUCCAUCCGUACCCAGCUCAAAGUCCCACCGUGGCAGACCCUCUGCAACAAGCCUACGCAGGCAUGCAGCACUAUGCAGCAGCAUAUCCAGCCGCCUAUGCACCAAUCAGCCAAGCCUUCCCACAGCAAACUCCCAUCAUCCCCCAGCAACAGAGAGAAGGUCCUGAAGGCUGUAACCUCUUCAUUUAUCACCUGCCCCAAGAGUUUGGCGAUGCAGAACUCAUGCAGAUGUUCCUUCCUUUUGGCAGCGUCAUCUCUGCCAAAGUCUUUGUUGAUCGUGCCACCAACCAAAGUAAAUGCUUUGGUUUCGUCAGUUUUGACAAUCCAACUAGUGCCCAGGCAGCCAUUCAAGCCAUGAACGGCUUCCAGAUCGGCAUGAAAAGGCUAAAGGUCCAAUUAAAGAGGCCAAAAGAUGCAAAUCGACCCUACUGA
Protobothrops mucrosquamatus (brown spotted pit viper) is the source of this 1200-nucleotide messenger RNA. Its product is annotated as CUGBP Elav-like family member 6. Lineage: Eukaryota; Metazoa; Chordata; Lepidosauria; Squamata; Viperidae. Gene Ontology annotation, molecular function: mRNA binding. The record is from RefSeq and is a predicted model, not a curated record. Bases 1 to 1200 code for a protein of 399 amino acids. The transcript has 11 exons. Gene Ontology annotation, biological process: mRNA splice site recognition; regulation of alternative mRNA splicing, via spliceosome. Gene Ontology annotation, cellular component: cytoplasm; nucleus; ribonucleoprotein complex.